Fomitiporia mediterranea MF3/22 is the source of this 1180-nucleotide messenger RNA. RefSeq lists its product as uncharacterized. NCBI's taxonomy places the organism in Eukaryota, Fungi, Basidiomycota, Agaricomycetes, Hymenochaetales, Hymenochaetaceae. The record is from RefSeq and is a predicted model, not a curated record. The coding region runs from base 10 to 996 and encodes 328 amino acids. The transcript has 3 exons.
CUCAGUGCAAUGCUCAUCUAUUUCACGUCUAGAGUUAUCAGCUCGACAGCUGCGUUUCUAUAUCCUGGUUACGCGUCCUUCAAGUGUCUAUCUCAGCGUCCGGCUUCGGAGGCUGAGCUGGAGAGAUGGUUAAUGUACUGGAGCGUACUUGGUGUCAUCGUUGGGGUUGAGUAUGUUGCUGAGUGGCUGAUCUCAUGGCUUCCACUCUACUACCCACUGAAGACAAUAUUCUUGCUUUACCUCUCGCUUCCUCAAACCCAAGGUUCCUCCUAUCUCUACGUCAACUACCUUCAGCCUUUCCUGCAUACCCACGAAGCGGACAUCGACGCAACUCUUGCGCGAGUCAAAGCACGCGUCUAUACCUACUUGCAGGAGAAGUUUCGACUUCUGUGGAGCGCUCUUCUCGGUUCGCUCGGGCAGAGCGCAGCCCAACCAGGGGCGGAGGCAGCUGCGGAAUCGUUCCCUCCUCCCACGGUCGCAGACCCUGUUUCGGGACCGACGCAGCUGCUGGGUGGAUUAUGGCGUAGCUACGGUCCUUCCAUCGUUGCGUCAGGCGCGUCAUUGUUUACGAUGGCUAGUGCAGCGGCUGCUGCUCAGCAACGGUUCCGUCCUGCAGAUCCUAGUCCUCCGAGAGGUCAAGGGCAGGGAAGGAGUGUUUCGCAGGCACUAGCAGAGAGGCGAAGACAGCUCGAGGCAGAGCUUGCGUCGCUCCCUCCCACUGACGAGUUGCAAAACUCAUCCGGUUCCGAAUCAGAAUCACCCGUCAAGGUCAUGGCAGACAGGCCUGGCUCCAGUUCUUACCUUCCAACUUCUGGAACCUCUGAAGUUGAUCUGCGCUCGAGGAACGGACAGUACGAAGAAGUCGAGGUACCGAGCGACGUUGAAGGCUAUGACGUCGGGCCAUCGCAAUCAGCUGUACCGCCGAGUGUAAAUAGGCAGACGAGCUGGUUCGGAUGGGGAGGCUCUCCGGCCGUGCCGGAUGAGAAAGAUGAUUGAGACGGACAAAACUAGACUUCUGAGAAUCGACAUUCCCUUGCAUGGUCUGUUAUUUGCCAACCUUCUUCCCCGCCUCGUGUGAAUCAUCUAGUUGUAUAGCUUUUUAGGUAUUUAUCUACUUUGGUCUCGGACACCCGUUGACUUAUUGUACGACUAGGCAGCCUCAAGAUUGUGUAUAUUGACG